AUGCUGAUCACGGGCAUCGCGUUGAUCGGGGUCUUGGCUAUUGGCACCAUGGAAACACAAACGCUCACCAGCAGCGCAGGAAACAACGAGUGGGAGCCGAAGGGGCCGAGGAUGAUGCCAAAAGACACCAUGAGGCUGUGGAAGGAGGGCGGGUAUAUGUUUGUAGGCAUUGGAUCGACCAGCGAUCCGGGACUGGUCGGCUUUGUGAGACCGCUAAGCAGAAUGGUCACCACCAGAGAGAUGGUGCACAUGAUCCCCAGCAGGGAGAUGCUGCUGAGCACGCGGAGCGAAAGGAACGAGAACGGCGUGAGCACGCAGAACGCGAUCAGUUUGAAGUGGGUCACUGAGAUUUCCGGGAACAAUGCGUUGAGCGAGUCUGCAAACAGCACGAUCAGCGACACCCCGACACCAAUCAGCUCGAUCGAGAACAGACACGAAAUGAACAGUCUGCCUUUGGACCCGAACGCCUUGUAG
Ogataea philodendri is the source of this 474-nucleotide messenger RNA. RefSeq lists its product as uncharacterized. The record is from RefSeq and is a predicted model, not a curated record. Bases 1 to 474 code for a protein of 157 amino acids. NCBI's taxonomy places the organism in Eukaryota, Fungi, Ascomycota, Pichiomycetes, Pichiales, Pichiaceae. The transcript is spliced from 2 exons.